Messenger RNA from Daphnia pulicaria, 2401 nucleotides. RefSeq names its product carbonic anhydrase 2-like. Bases 1208 to 2311 code for a protein of 367 amino acids. The transcript has 8 exons. Gene Ontology annotation, cellular component: plasma membrane. NCBI's taxonomy places the organism in Eukaryota, Metazoa, Arthropoda, Branchiopoda, Diplostraca, Daphniidae. The record is from RefSeq and is a predicted model, not a curated record. Gene Ontology annotation, molecular function: carbonate dehydratase activity; zinc ion binding.
CACAUUUUCCAAGAAUUGUUCGUUUUUUUUAACUAAGCAGAGAUAACACAAGUCAGGGUUACAUUCGAACCAGUUGAUUUAUGGUGAUCGAAUGCCAUUACAGUCGCAAGUAUCAUUACGUUCACUGCCAUCACGGUUCGUUGACUUGGCAGCGUUCGGAUGCCAAAACAUCAAUAACACUCAGUGUCCUUAUCCCAUAUAGCAAAGUAUUAUAUUUUUUAUCGAUGGAGCUUAAGGGUGUAACCUGUUAACCGCACUGGAAGAAUCACUUAUGGUUUCAAGGUGAAAUCAAUAGGAAAAAAAAAACAAAAACAAAAAACGAUACGUAACAUAAAUCAGAACAGAUCAGCACCGCUCCACUUGUUAUAUCGAAAACCCAUUUCCAAGAAGGUUAUAUCUUUCCUUAUUGGUAUACUUUAUAAGGACUUAAGCUGUACCAUUCCUUAUUUAAUUAACGAUUUCUCUACAGUUUCACGACAGCUGUAUAACUCUUUCUUUCUGAAUGUGCCGCAUUGAUCUCGACGUGGGAGUUGGUUUUCCCAAAACUGGGCGUGGUUAUGGAAACCAGCAACCUUUCUUUAAAAGCUUUUAAUAAUAGAUACAACGUUUUAGAAGCUUUCAAACAGCUUUUAGCACCUGCUAAUUCGUACGAAAUGUUCUUUCUUAUUAGUUGUUGUAUCUAACAACAGCCAUUAAAAAAGACAUAACACGUAUUAUAUGGCGAACUGAUUCCCGUGUUUUCUGUCAUCUUACGUCACAUGUUCUCUACUAAUAAAGGAAAAAGCGUCAACAUUUUUAGCCUUUAGUACAGAAGGCAAGAUGGUACCAGUUGGUGACUAUAGAUGAGAGCCUAUCCAAAUUUAACCUACAGCUUCUUUCCUUUUUAAAAUAAAUUGAACAACGACGUUUGGACGACUCCUCUAUACCUGUUCAAACGUAUGUGAAAUUGUCAUUUCUGAGAAUAAAACAAAUUUGGUGGCUGAUGAAAAAGUGAGUUAGAAGGGUUGAUAUCUAGGCUUGACAAGCAUCAUCGUUGUUUACUUGGGGCUGUGAUACCUUGGCUCAGAUAAUUUGUAAUUCAAUUUGAAAUUUAAGUUGUGCCACUUAUUAAAAAGAAACCAAGGAUACAAAAAAUAUUUUCUUCUGUCUGAAGAUACGAAAUUUUUAAUCGCGACGUAAAUUAAUUACUGGCGCCAAUAAUUCAAAUAUGGCCGAAAAUUUAUUAUUGCUUAAACACAUAAUAUUGGCAUUCCUCGUGUGCAGCAGCUUUUUGCAGAUUGUCAACAACUCGCCGAUCAGAAACGUGAGACCGACAAAGGGUAAAAAUCACCAAGCAGUCAUCAACCCUAACAUCAUGGUCCGCACCCAUGAAAAUCCUUGGAUUGAACAUUGGGAAAUUAAAAAACAACGGGCUAUCUCAUCCUGGAGUUACACAGACCCAGAGGCUUGGCAACAUUCAUUUCCAACAUGUGGCAGUAACCUUCAAUCGCCAAUCAACAUUGAGACGGCCUCUUUGAGAGCCUACCCGAAAUUUUACUUUGGUAAUUACGGAAACAUCGACCGGAUGACUGUUACCAAUAAUGGACACACAGUGUUGUUUAGCCUUCCCUCGAGCAUUCCGGCAGAGUCUAUACCCUUUAUUACCGGCGGCGGAUUAUCAAAUCGAUACAAUUUCGUUCAAUUUCACUUUCACUGGGGAAAUGAUUCAUCGCACGGCAGCGAGCAUCGCAUCAAAUCUAAAAAAUAUUCGGCUGAACUUCACUUGGUUCACUAUAAUACCAAAUACGGAUCGUUCUCCGAAGCGACGAAAUACGAUGAAGGUCUGGCCGUUUUGGGUGUUCUCAUUAAGGUAGGGAAAAAGAUUAAUUCAGCAUUCCGAGCUGUCGUUGAUCAGUUGAAUGAAGUUGACGAAGACGGUGACGAAACGACACUGGUAAAUCUGAUUUCAUUUAAAGAUUUAUUACCGUCUCGAACCACUACAUUCUUCCGCUAUUCCGGUUCUUUUACAACGCCCGGAUGUGAGGAAAUAAUUAUCUGGACUGUUUUUGAUGACUCCAUCACUAUCUCCGAGAGCCAGCUAUCGAAAUUUAGACUUUUAAAAGGAAGAGAUAGUUUAACUUUGGUAAAUAAUUACCGGCCCGUUCAGUCUUUGAGCGGACGCACCGUCACAUAUAGAUCUCAUUCCGGAUGUCAUAUUACGAUAAACUGGUCUCAUAUUUCCUCACCUAUCGUCGACAUAUAUCAAUAUAGCACCUGCGUAUUUUCUUUUUAUGCAAAUUCUUUCCUAACCAUUUUAGGUGUAAAUUUAUAACAGUGACGCAUUAUUUCAUUUUUAUAAACUGCAUAAAUAUUGAUGAAGCUAAAUAAAUCGAAAAUCUACUUGAUUGUCGACCCGAAAAAG